AUGUCAAACUUUCUCGUUACUGGCAGUUCCCGCGGGCUAGGAUUAGAGUUAGUGAGGCAGUUAGCUGCCCGCGCCAGCCUCGAAGGAGGACUAGUUAUCGCAACGGCGCGGAAAUGCAGCCCAGAACUCAUGCAAUUGAUCACGCAUUCUGAUGGAUGCGUCGUGUUCGUGGCUUUGGAUAUUUCUGACGAGUCAAGAAUUGCCGAAUCGGCUGAGGAAGUCAGAUCAGCCUUGAACCAGCAAAGCCUAGACAUGUUGAUCAAUUGCGCUGGUGUCCAUAGUGAGACGCAUGGCAAAUUAGCGCUAAUCCUACAAGAUCAGCAAAGCAGCACUGAACGCUUUAACCGUCCAGUAUGCGCUUGGCUCCAAAGCGACAUGGGUGGUAAAAAUGCCGACCUGACCGUGCCACAGGGUGCUGAAGCAGUCUUGAGCAUUUCCCUGUCCGCCGAACGUACGGACAAUGGUCGGUUCAAGAAUAUCAGCGUCCCAGGGUGGGAGGCUUAUGAUGGCCAGGAUAUGCCGGUGUGGAAUGCCAACGCCGGCGGCGCGGACGGCCACCCAAGAAGAGAAGCCUCCAAAGGACUCUCUGAAUAUGAAGUAGCUAAUAAAUACUGGCAGCGCUCUAGGCCCUCAAGAAAAUAUAAGCACAGCCAGCUUGACAAUCAAGUUUCAGACUCAAGGGAGCGAUCCCCGACCACAACUGCGCAAUCGACACCCAGCGUCGAGGGCCCCAACUAUCAUGCAAUCCAAGCAAAGAACAUAAUCCAAUUGGAACUAAAUGAUUCAAGACAUAUCAAUCGUGGCAGGCAGUCCAUUCUUCGCUCUGCCCUUCAACUGGUAAACAGAAUUGCCGAGAGUGAGCCUCAGCAUCCCGACGAAAUCAUAGAAGAGCCUCAGCCUAGCGAUCCUGCUCUCACGAUUCCGGAUGCACCGCCUCGAGAGCUUUUGUUUAUGCUUCUGAAAGGGCCGCCGGAAUCCAUAUGCAUACAGUGGCCGGAUCACAUCUCGCGCAAGACUUAUGAAAAGAUGGCUACGGCCUUGUUGGAGCAUGAGUCUCGACUCCAAGGUCAAUUGUUUCAUCAAUACUGCAUAUGUAUAUAUGUGAAAGCAAUAUUCCAUUUAUAUCAGGCUUCACGAACUGUGGACAACCCGCUUCUCAAAUCCCAGUUGUCCCAGUCUAGGUCCAUCUACAUCACAGCGACAAUUCGAAGCAUUGAGAAACUGAGCAUACUCAAACGGCCAGAUCUCUCCAUCAUACAAGCUCUACUAUCAAGUGCAUUACUUAUGCAGCACCUGGGGAGACUAAAUCAGUGUUGGAUCCUUACCUCUUAUGCUGCCCGACAGAUCGCAUCCCUCAACUACCACAAGAUCCGCAGGAUACCAGCGCACUCAGACUUGGAAUUAGAGGUAUACAGUGUUGUUUACUGGUGCUACUAUCUUGAUCGAACUCUGAGUUCGCUUCUUGGCUGGCCCCCUUCAUUGCCUGAUCUCGAGGUCUCCCCGACAGAUCUAAUUGUGCUAGACCCAUGCUCGCCAUACGAUACCCUUCUGCAUGUCUUACUUGAUCUCGCACAGGUCCAGGGAAAGUUACACGGAAUAUCUUCCUGCGCGAAGAAUGUGUCGAAUAGCCAGGCUUUGGAGACUUGCCAGCUACUUGAAUCAAGGAUGCAGAGCAUCCUUCGAGAAAUGCCGUCGAGCCGUGACUCCCUCCCAAAAAUGGUACAAUAUGAAUGGGUUGCGGUCGACUUCUGCUACUACGCGAUUUUCGUCGAGAUCGACCGAACAUGCUUAAAAAGCUCGUUUAGCCCAGCCAUACACAGAGAAUGUCUCGUACAUGCCCGAAAGUCGCUUGAAGCAUUUCACUUUCUCCAGCAGCAUCCGGAAGAAAUGCCGGGGUUUGAAGAGCCAUAUCCAUCAUUUCUGACAUGCGCCUUCUUUGUGGUCAUCUGCAAUAUUAUCGGAACUUUGGAUCAUGGCGAUUUUGAACUGCUUCAACAAAUAACUCAAAGUUUGUCACAGUUCAGGCAAGAUCCACAUCUUGGGAAACUCUUGAACCUCCUCCAGUCGCUAGAAGAUCUGUGCGAGCCGCUGUUCCAAGGGGGAAAUUCUGGCCCAGAGAAUAUGUCGUCAAACCUUGGAACGUCCGGCCCGAAUCAACUAAUCGAACCUGUCACUAUGGAUGGAAUUCUUCCGAGCGCCUCCUUCAAUAACAAUUUUGGGCUAAGUGAUGAACCGAUACCAAACCCGGACUUGGACGCCUCAGCCGACUGGCUGAUGUGGCAGCUCUUCAAUAGCCAGAUUCCAGCGGGUUGGCUUAGCACUGGCGAUGACCCUUUCGAAAUAUGA
This is a messenger RNA of Aspergillus welwitschiae, 2346 nucleotides long. Its product is annotated as fungal specific transcription factor domain-containing protein. The transcript has 10 exons. Lineage: Eukaryota; Fungi; Ascomycota; Eurotiomycetes; Eurotiales; Aspergillaceae. The coding region runs from base 1 to 2346 and encodes 781 amino acids. Gene Ontology annotation, molecular function: DNA binding; zinc ion binding. The record is from RefSeq and is a predicted model, not a curated record. Gene Ontology annotation, biological process: DNA-templated transcription.